Messenger RNA from Punica granatum (pomegranate), 737 nucleotides. Lineage: Eukaryota; Viridiplantae; Streptophyta; Magnoliopsida; Myrtales; Lythraceae. The record is from RefSeq and is a predicted model, not a curated record.
UUCCAUUUCGCCUUUAUCAUAAAUCCAUCAGUAAUUGCUUCCCCUUAAUCAUUUGCCUAUAUAAUCCAAUAGCUCACUCGAAAGUUUUACUAUCGGAUUAGACGUGUACGACAGAAAUGGUUACUGCCAUGGUCAAGCUCGUUCUUUUCGCCAUCCUCCUAGCAUCACUAAGCUGCCAGUCUGUAGUAGGGGCACGGACCACACCGGAGGGCUCUAAGUCUGAUUUGGUAGCUCGCCUGAGGCUAGAUGAUCAGCAGUCUCCAAGCUGUUGGGAGUCGAUGUUCCAGCUCCAGUCUUGCACCGGGGAGGUUAUAAUGUUCUUCCUCAACGGGGAGACUUAUCUGGGCCCGAAGUGCUGCGAUGCCAUCAGGACGAUCGAGCACGACUGCUGGCCCAAUCUGCUCGGUACCCUGGGCUACACCACGGAGGAGGGUGAUAUUCUGGAGGGCUACUGUGAUGAGGCCGUGCAUAACUCAACGCUGCUGUCCCCAGAGAGCAAUAAGAUGAAGGACCUACACGAGGCAGAGUCGAGCCCUUAGUAAACCGGCCGAAUGUCGUGCUACUGAUGAUGCCAGUUCGAAUAAGAUUAAGGAAUUAGUGAUGGACUUUGCAUGCUUUACAAUGGAUAUUACCAUUUUGGUCUUGGUUAUUGGUAGGUUAAAGAGAUUUUCAACAUACUUUACGGGUUGCGAGUUUGAAGUGUUGUUGAGUAUAUGAUGUUUUCAAUUUUAUCACGA